This is a messenger RNA of Labrus mixtus (cuckoo wrasse), 3086 nucleotides long. Its product is annotated as P2Y purinoceptor 3. Gene Ontology annotation, cellular component: plasma membrane. NCBI's taxonomy places the organism in Eukaryota, Metazoa, Chordata, Actinopteri, Labriformes, Labridae. Bases 489 to 1589 code for a protein of 366 amino acids. Gene Ontology annotation, molecular function: G protein-coupled UDP receptor activity; G protein-coupled ADP receptor activity; G protein-coupled UTP receptor activity. The transcript is spliced from 3 exons. Gene Ontology annotation, biological process: cellular response to pyrimidine ribonucleotide; phospholipase C-activating G protein-coupled receptor signaling pathway. The record is from RefSeq and is a predicted model, not a curated record.
GGUUUAUCUGAAAAAAAAAGACAAAGAAAAAAAGUUUGACAUGGCAGGUUAGAAAAACUGCACAACAGCGCAAAGACGUCUCACAUUUAAUGGUUCUCUUUCUGUGCCCUACUUUUCAGUUUCAAGACUCAUUGCCUGUGCGCAUGCGCGUGCCUUGUGAAGCGCUCGCUCAGGUUCAGCAGCAGCAGCAGCAGCAGUGUGCGAAGCCACCCGUAGCAGCACUAAGGUCCGCACUGGGUCAGGGAGGCAUCGACUUUUAACCACACUUGUUCAUGCUGUUAUGCUUUGAGUGUGUUUAUAGUGGCUUCUCUACAGCUUCUAUCUUUUCCCUCCACGGACAUUGUAGUUGCAAAGAAGAGGGAACGGAGCAGGACGAGUCAUCUGCCAUGGCUUCAUCAUAAACCUGUUGAUGUUGCACUUUCUUUUGCUAUCAUUGUGGAUAUUGAACCCCUUCCUGUCUCUCCCUGUGUCUCCUCCAGAGUGUGAAGAUGCCAUAUUCUGUCGACUCCUUCCCAACAGAAACACUCAUCUCUGAAACUUUCUCUCUGGACUUCUACUCCAGCAGUGAACACACCACAGAGCUGUACUCGGCAGAAAGCUUCAUCCCCAGCAUCGACAACAUCAGCAGGUCGAGUGGCCUCCGCUGCACCUAUAAAGAAGACUUCAAACGUAUUUUACUCCCUGUCGUGUAUAGCUUUGUGUUUCUGCUUGGCCUUCCUCUAAACGCAGCUGUUAUACUGAAUAUAUGGAGGACUCGACCACAUCUGACCAAAAACAACAUCUACAUGCUCAACUUAGCCAUAGCCGACUUUCUGUACGUGUUGUCCCUUCCCCUGCUCAUCUACAACUACGGCAGCCAUGACUACUGGCCCUUUGGGGAGUUUUCCUGUAAACUGGUCCGGUUUCAGUUCUACAGUAAUCUACAUGGCAGCAUCCUUUUCCUCACCUGCAUCAGCGUGCACCGCUACGUGGGAAUUUGCCAUCCUCUCGCCAUGUGGCUGAAACAAGGUGGAUCCAGGCUGGCAUGGUGUAUCUGUGGAGGGGUUUGGCUUGUGGUCGCCAUCCUGUGCGCCCCAACUUUUCACUUUGCAGCAAUAGGAAUCCAGAGAAACCGCACUGUGUGUUAUGACUUAAGCACACCAAAUAAAUCACUAGACUACUAUCCUUACGGCAUGGCUCUGACCUGCCUCGGCUUCUUGUUGCCUUUUAUGGUCGUGUUGGUGUGCUACUGUCGUAUGGCCCACAUCCUUUGCCGCCCGGUUUCCUACCAGGGUGUCACCUUGGCAACUGGGGAGAAACGAGACAAAGCGGUGAGGAUGAUCAUUUUGGUGACUACAGUUUUCUGCAUAAGCUUCCUGCCGUUUCAUCUCACAAAGACCAUGUACCUGGUGAUACGAACUCUGUCUGGUGCCCCGUGUGAGACAAGAAACCUGUUCUCCAUCAUCUAUAAGAGCACCAGGCCGUUCGCCAGCAUGAACAGCUUGCUGGACCCCAUCCUUUUUUACUUCACUCAGCCCCGCUACCGCAGGAGCACCAAGAGGUUUAUGGUCAGAAUCACCACCCUGAAGGAGAAGGGCACCAGUGUGUGAGGCAACAGAACCUCAUAUUCUGCCAAAGUAUUUCUUAAAGACUUGAUGAUGUACAAGCAGUGGACCUUAUGAUGCGGCAUAAUAGUACAUGCAAUGGUUGCAGAGUUUUGCAACAGGUUUCCUGUGCAUGUUCUAAGGUAACCUGCAGUCCUUUGUGCGUUUAAUAACUACUGUUCACUGUGACAAAGAACUGUAUCUCCCUGAGAGGGUCUCCAUAAGGGUUUUAGGCACUGACAUGUCAAGAAGCCUCCUGAAAGGAAACACGAUGAUUGUAAUGUUGUUAUGUGGAAGAUAAAAGUGAUAAAAGUCAGAAAACAAGGAGGUGUGUUAUUGUAAAUUGGCAUUAAUAAGCUAUGGACGUUUCUCUUUGGCAUUCAGACAUUUUAUUCACUAUUAUUUAAUCACUUUUAUGGCAUAGCACUACUGUUCCUGCCCAUUCUACACUGUAAAUGAUGACUAUAGCAGCAGAAUACCAGGGCAUUCAUAUCCUGCAGAUUCUCUGUUAUCUGUGAAAUUUUACUAUCAGUCUGAACUGUGACCGGUGUAGUUUAUGUAUUUUAUAUAAUGUUAAACACUGUGAACUACAGUAUAAACUAAACUAAACCUAACAAAAUAUAGAACCAAGAAUGAAAGGUGAAUUUUGUUUUGUGUUACGUGGAGGUGGUGAUAAAAUUGUAAAGAGAAGGAAAGCUCAUUAAAAUGCACUGCGGCACAGAGCCUUGUAUAAUGCCAAAAGACAUUUAAAAUGUCUAUGACUGCAUGUUUGACGUGCAUGAAGCACUUCUGUGUGGAAAUGAAAACAUUAAAUGGUGUCAAAGAAUGUCUGUAAAAGUUGUUCAAGUGAUGAAUGUAUAUAAUACUGUUCUUCUGUUUUUCCCUCUUAAUGUAACGCAUUGUUCCAAUGUAAAAAAGUUUUAAGGCUGGUUGUUGCAUGUUUUGACCACUAGGUGAUGAAUGCUCCACACUGCUACUCCUCUGCACUGGCACUCUGGUUCUGUUCUGUUCUUGCUUUUGAAUUGUUUGUGAACGUGUGAUCCAACAAUGAUUACAUCUUACCUACUACAAUCAGAGAUACACUGAUGCCAACAAACUUUAAUUAUUCAGCUCAUAUCAAACUAAAAGAGGCCAUCUCACCAUGGCUUUCUCCACAUGUCCUUCAAACAAAAGAAAUCCUUUAAAACCUUGUCGAAACAGCAAUUUAUGCAUGUUUAAAAAUCCACAUCAGGUACCUUAGAUGCUUAAAUUAAAAUUUUAAACAAACUAGGGCUCGGUCUAAUUAAGACUGAACUUUCUGUUAUAAGAGAUGAAAAAAAAAGUGAACAUCUAAAAAAGGGAGCUCUCAUAGAGGAGAUUUACAUUAUAUGUUCGUUAUUUACUAUUUAGAACCGUUUUGAAACUGGAUAUACAUGCUAAGUCUCUUCAGUGUGUAACUUAAAGGGAAUAAUACUUUCAAAGUUACUUUUUGUAUUUUUAACAGAAUCAAAUGAGGUAACUGAG